Molecule: messenger RNA, 2394 nt
Organism: Plasmodium adleri (nom. inval.)
Lineage: Eukaryota; Apicomplexa; Aconoidasida; Haemosporida; Plasmodiidae
Product: ATP-dependent helicase, putative
Exons: 1
Coding region: 1-2394 (797 amino acids)
Molecular function (GO): helicase activity; ATP binding; RNA binding
Source: RefSeq, a predicted model, not a curated record
AUGAAAUCAUUUUUUUCUUUUAAUAAACUAGAAAAUGUUGGUAAGAAAAUAAAAAUAAACUUUAUUCAACUGUUGAUGAUAUUUCUUGUAUAUCUAAAUUUAGAUUUUUUGAAUGGCAAUAUAUAUGUUAAGGCAAUACAUACGAAGAAGAAUUUAUUUAUACCUGCAAGUAACGAAAUAUUUUAUUUUAAGAAAAAUGUAUUAACAAAAAAAAGGAAUAAGGAAAAAAGGUAUCAUACACAUUCUAAAAACAAAGGAUCCAAUAUAUUUUUAAAUUUGAAUGAAGAAAAUGAGAAUAAAGUGGAAAAAAGAAAAAAAAAAAUUAAUAAUGAAGAAAUAGAAGAAUAUAGUGAUGAUUUAAAAGAUAAACAAAAUAACAACAAUAAUAACAAUAAUAACAAUAAUGAUAAAAAUGAUAAUAAUGAUGAUAUUAUUUAUGACAAUAAUGAUGAUGAUCAAGGGAAAUGUAAAUUUUCACAGUUCAAUGAAAUAAAUAAAAAUAUUGUGGAAUUUUUAGAAAACAAAAAAGGUAUUAAAUAUAUGACUAAAAUACAAUCAGAAAGUUUUAGACCUAUAUAUGAAGGUAAAGAUAUUAUUGGACGCUCAGAAACUGGGUCAGGUAAAACAUUAGCAUUUGCCUUACCCUUGGUUGAAAAAUUAUAUAAAAUAAAAACAUCCAAUGAAGGACUUAAAGAAGAAAAUGGUUCAUAUGAAGAAGAUUCAAAGCAAAACAUACAUGAUAAUGACAAUAAUAGUAAUUAUAAUAAUAGUAAUUAUAAUAAUAAUAAUUAUAAUAAUAGUAAUUAUAAUAAUAAUAAUUAUAAUAAUAGUAAUUAUAAUAAUAGUAAUAAUUUAUCAUAUGGUAAAAAAUAUCUUAAUCGAGAACAUAAUAAAGAUCCAUACAUAUUAGUAUUAGAACCUACUAGAGAAUUGUCAAAACAAGUAGAGAAUACUUUUAAAGAAAUUAGUCAAUUUUAUAAUUUUAAUAUUAUGUCUAUAUAUGGAGGAGAGAGUUAUACUUAUCAAGAAAAUAAAUUAAGAAAAGGUAUUGAUAUAGUAACAGGUACUCCUGGACGUAUUAUUGAUCAUAUUGAAAAAAAGAAUUUAUCUUUACAAAAUAUUAAAUAUGUUGUUUUAGAUGAAGCAGAUGAAAUGCUAAAUUUAGGUUUUACACAUGAUAUAGAAAGAAUAUUAAGUAAUAUAAAUUUAAAGGAUGCACAAGUUUUAUUAUAUUCUGCUACGACCCCAUCAUGGAUAAAAGAUAUAUCUUCCAAAUAUUUAAAGAAUCCAUUUUGUAUAGAUGUAGUAGAUUCAUCUAAUAAAACUGCAAAAAAUAUAACACAUAUUGCUAUUAAAACACCAUAUGAUAUAAAAGAAAAGGCAUUAUUAUUAGAAGAUAUAAUAUUAGUUAAAUCUAAUGGUGGACAAGUUAUUAUUUUUACACGUACAAAAUUAGAAGCUGAUAUUUUAUGUUCUGAAGGUUCUUUUAAAUCCUUAUCAUUUGCUGUUUUACAUGGAAAUAUAGCACAAUCUACUAGAGAAUAUACUAUGCAAAGAUUUAGACAAGGAAUGUUCCAAAUAUUAAUAGCUACAGAUAUUGCAUCAAGAGGAUUAGAUAUAAGUAAUGUUGAUUUAGUUAUUCAAUGUUUCCCUCCUAAUUAUUCAGCUGUAUAUAUACAUAGAGCAGGUAGAACUGGUAGAGCCAAUAAAAAAGGUACAUCUCUAGUAUUAUAUUCAAAUGAAGAUAAACAAGAUUUAAUUAAAAUUGAAAAAAAUUGUGGUAUUAAAUUUAAUAUUGAGACAUUACCAAAUAAUGAACAAGUAUUUCAUUGUGCUUCAGAAAUAGCAUCUAAAAAAGUUCAAAAUGUUAAUAAAGAUAUUUUACCUUUUUUUCAUAAUACAGCUAAAGAAUUAAUUGAUAAAGCAAAUUCAUUAAAAAUAGAUCAAAUAGAAUUAAUAUCUAGAUGUCUAGCUAUAAUUGCAAAAAAAGAACAUAUAAAAAAAAGGUCACUUAUUAAUGGAUUGUCAGAAACGGUUACUCUAAAUUUUAUUAACAAAAAUAGAAAAUGGAGAAGUGAAGAUGAUAUUAUAUAUUGGAUUAAUAAAUUAUCCAAUGAAUUAAAUGUAAACACCUUUAAUAAAAUUCUACAAGUUAAAAUUGAUAAUAAAGAUAGAGCUUCCUCUUUUUUUGAUGUUAAUGAAAACCUAGCUGAAUUAUUUUUACAAAAUUUUAAAACAAUGUCUAAAAUAGAAUAUAGAAAAAUGUUUGAUUUAUCUCUUGCUCAAAGUAUACCUCAACAUAUAGACUUAACCAUGGAUUAUCAACCACAUACAAAUAGAUAUCAAUAUAGAAAAAAAAAUUAUUCAUAUAGAAGACGACCAUCUUAUUAUUAA